Cygnus atratus (black swan) is the source of this 2287-nucleotide messenger RNA. It is a transcript of the gene ACAD10, whose product is annotated as acyl-CoA dehydrogenase family member 10. NCBI's taxonomy places the organism in Eukaryota, Metazoa, Chordata, Aves, Anseriformes, Anatidae. The record is from RefSeq and is a predicted model, not a curated record.
AGGGGGCUCGCCGCGGGGCUCGCGCGCUCCUCGCGAGAGUUGGCGGGCCGGGACAUGUUCCUGAGGCGCGCUGCCCGCACCCCCUGCCCGCGCUGGGCCGGGGCCCCGCCGCACGCUGCCCCCGCCUCAGCCCGGCGGAGGCGAUCCGGCCGGAGCCCUUACAGAGCCGUGGUCUUGGACGCGAGCGGGGUGCUCCUCCCGGCCCCGCACAGGACAGCCGCGGACUGGGAGGCCCGGAAUUGUAUUCCAGCCGGCACCAUCCAACGAGCUGUAACCUCUGGAGGGGAAAACAGUCCCUCUCUCAAGUACUCAAGAGGAGAGCUGACGACUGUGGAGUUUUUGCAGGAGCUGGGACAGCAGUGCUUUGAGAUUGCAAACGUCUGUGUUCCAGUGGACUCUUUUCUCUCCAACUUAAUCAGGCGUGAGAUGAUAAAACAGCUCCCCACAAUGGCAGAAGCAGUACAGUGUAUCCGUGCGGAAGGCCUUAAGACAGCUCUUCUGAGCAACAGCUUCCGUCUGUCAAACGGAGAGAGCUUUCUGCCCCUAGACCAGCAGCACUUCGAUGUGGUAGUUGAAGCUCAUCGGGAAGGAAAGUGCAAGCCAGAUCCUCGUAUCUACGAGCUGUGCUUGGAGCGCUUGGGCGUUCGGCCUCAGGAAUCCAUCUUCCUCGACAGCAGCAGCCAGAGCCUACAAACAGCGGCCCGGCUUGGCAUCAAAACAGUGAAGGUCGAUGAUCUAGAAGUAGCACUCGAAGAGCUGGAAACCCAUCUGGGCUUUCCUUUACAAGGCUUUGUGCCAUAUACUUGUUCAGUGAGAGCAACCGUGGAAAUUCCAAAAGAUCGUCUGCAAAAGUACCUUGAAAAUGUCUUCAGCGAGCAGGCAGCAGGUCCGCUGGUGUUACGGCAGUUUGGCCGCGGCUGGGCUGCCCGGACCUAUUACGUCCGGUUUGGAGCCCGCUCGCUGGUGCUGAAGAAGGAGCUCCCUGACGGCCAGCUUCCCCCAGGCCCUGCUGUCAGCAGAGAAUACAGGGUACUGAAGGCACUCUCUGAGGCUGGUGUUCCCGUUCCCACUGUACUUGCUCUCUGUGAGGACAGCAGCACCCUUGGCGCGCCCUUCUACCUGAUGGAGCACUGCGCCGGCCACAUCUACAGCGACGCCUCCCUGGCAGCGCUGCUGCCCAGCCAGCGGGGGGCCGCCUACGCUGCCAUGAGCCGAGCCCUCGCCAAGAUCCACAGCGUAGACCUCGGAGCAGCCCGGCUGGAGGACUACGGGGAGCGUGGUAAUUACAUUCAGCAGCAAGUUGAUUCCUGGACAAAGCAGUAUCGAGCUGUGGAAACUGAUGUCAUUCCAGCCAUGGAGAGGCUCAUCAAGUGGCUGCCUCUGCAUUUUCCUGACUCUCAGAAGGUGACGGUUGUGCACGGUGACUUCAGGGUGGACAACCUGGUCUUUCACCCAGAGAGGCCAGAAGUCCUUGCUGUCCUUGGCUGGAAGCUUUCAACUCUAGGAGAUCCCAUCUCCGAUUUGGCGAAUAACUGUAUGGCCUUCUUCCUGCCACCUCACUUUAACGCACCGAGAGGCUCGGCGCGGUGGGGUCUGGGGCACCUGGGGGUCCCCACUGCAGAGGAGUAUUGCCAGAUGUACUGCGGCCACAGGGGAGUGGAGCGCCCCGAGAACUUUCAUUUCUACAUGGCCUUUGCCUUCUUCCGACUGGCCGCAGUGCUGCAGGGACGCUACAAACGCUCUCUGGCAGGGAGGCCAGCGCCAGGUGAAAGCCGCCCGGAGGACGCAGAGUUGGUGGCAGACCUGGCCUGGGACUUUGCCAUCAAAGAAGGAUUCCGUGUGUUUGAGAGCCUCCCUGCUGCAAAGCCUUGUGCACGGCGUUACAGCACCUGGGCCAGGCAGGGGCCGUUCCUCAGCAGGAGCUGUGGCACCCGGCCGUGUCCCGGGGCUGCCUCCGUGCCCCAGGUCCCCCUCACUUCCCUCAGCAGCUUCUUGGGGAUGGCCCAGGGUCUUUACUGCAGGCUGGAAAGGAUCUUGGAUGUCCAGGGGAGUUUUCUGAUUUCCCAGCCCAGGUGGACUCUGCGACCUCUUCUAGACCUGCAGGUCUCUGGAGCAGAGCGUCGCAGCCGUGCGGACCCCAGCCCAGGCCUGAGCCCCACGCCCAGCUGAAGGUCCCACGAAGGUCUGGCCGAAGGUCCCGUCUGCCUCACAGGACAGCACGCUCCAAACCGGAGCUGAGACAGCGCUGGGGAGCCUCGGGUGUGAGGCUAAACCGGCCCCUCCGGCG